Molecule: messenger RNA, 5716 nt
Organism: Austrofundulus limnaeus
Lineage: Eukaryota; Metazoa; Chordata; Actinopteri; Cyprinodontiformes; Rivulidae
Product: kinesin-1 heavy chain
Exons: 26
Coding region: 246-3134 (962 amino acids)
Biological process (GO): microtubule-based movement
Molecular function (GO): microtubule binding; ATP binding; microtubule motor activity
Source: RefSeq, a predicted model, not a curated record
GGGCGAGGCGGACCGCCGCUCAUCCACCGGUGUCAUGGCUUCCUAACCGGAGGGGGAAGUGAUUGAGAGGAAAACAAGGGUUUUUUUUUAAUUAUUGCCGAAUGCCCUACUGAUUACUUCCCCCCUUCUAGAAUCUGAGAUCUGGACAGAGAGGGGCUCGGCCUACAAAUCCGCCGCUACCGGCCGCCCCUGGGAUCCACCUUAUAUUUUUUUAUCCGUGAAUUUCCAUUCGGUAACCGUGGAAGAUGGCCGACCCGGCGGAGUGCACCAUCAAAGUGAUGUGCCGUUUCAGGCCCCUGAACAGCUCCGAGGUGACCAGAGGCGACAGAUACAUUCCCAAGUUUCAAGGGGAGGACACCGUAGUGAUCGCGUCUAAACCGUACAUGUUUGACAGAGUCUUUCAAUCAAAUACUUCGCAAGAACAAGUCUACAACGCUUGUGCCCAAAAGAUUGUUAAAGAUGUUCUUGAGGGAUACAAUGGGACRAUUUUUGCUUAUGGGCAAACGUCAUCUGGCAAAACACACACCAUGGAGGGGAAUCUCCAUGACACAGAUUCAAUGGGCAUCAUCCCCAGGAUAGUGCAAGAUAUAUUCAACUACAUCUACGCCAUGGAUGAAAACCUGGAGUUUCAUAUCAAAGUUUCAUAUUUUGAAAUCUACUUGGACAAAAUCCGAGAUCUGUUGGACGUGUCAAAGACCAAUUUAUCAGUGCAUGAAGACAAAAACAGAGUACCCUAUGUUAAGGGCUGCACUGAAAGGUUUGUCUGCAGCCCAGAGGAAGUCAUGGAUACUAUCGAUGAAGGCAAAUCCAACAGACACGUAGCCGUCACAAACAUGAACGAGCACAGCUCCAGGAGUCACAGCAUCUUCCUGAUAAACGUCAAACAGGAGAACACUCAGACGGAGCAGAAGCUCAGCGGGAAGCUCUACCUGGUGGAUCUUGCCGGUAGUGAAAAGGUCAGUAAAACUGGUGCUGAAGGAGCYGUGCUGGAUGAAGCCAAGAACAUCAACAAGUCUCUGUCAUCUCUGGGAAAUGUCAUCUCUGCGUUGGCUGAAGGAUCGGCCUACAUCCCCUACCGAGACAGCAAAAUGACCCGUAUCCUUCAGGACUCGCUGGGUGGUAACUGUCGAACAACAAUUGUUAUCUGCUGCUCGCCUUCCUCUUACAACGAGGCCGAAACCAAAUCCACCCUGAUGUUUGGACAAAGAGCAAAGACCAUCAAGAACACGGUGACGGUGAACAUCGAGCUGACAGCAGAGCAGUGGAAGCAGAAAUACGAGCGAGAGAAGGAGAAGAACAAGACUCUGAGGAACACCGUCACCUGGCUGGAGAACGAACUGAAUCGCUGGAGAAACGGCGAGAGCGUGCCGGUGGAGGAGCAGUUCGACAAGGAGAAGGCCAAYGCCGAGGUGCUGGCCCUGGACAACAUCCUGAACGACAAGCCGGCCUCCACGCCCAACAUGCCCGGCGUUCGGCUGACGGACGUGGAGAAAGACAAGUGUGAGGCUGAGCUGGCCAAGCUUUACAAACAGCUGGAUGAUAAGGACGAUGAAAUCAACCAGCAGAGCCAGCUGGUGGAGAAGCUGAAGCAGCAGAUGCUCGACCAGGAGGAGCUCCUGGCUUCCUCCCGGCGGGACCACGAGAACCUCCAGGCCGAGCUGAACCGCCUUCAGGCAGAGAACGAGGCCUCCAAGGAGGAGGUGAAGGAGGUGCUGCAGGCCCUGGAGGAGCUGGCCGUCAACUACGACCAGAAGAGCCAGGAGGUGGAGGACAARACCAAGGAGUUCGAGUCCAUCAGUGAAGAGCUCAGCCAGAAAUCUUCCAUCCUAUCGUCUCUGGACUCGGAGCUCCAGAAGUUGAAGGAAAUGUCGAAUCACCAGAAGAAGAGGGUGACUGAGAUGAUGUCAUCGCUGCUCAAAGACUUGGCUGAGAUCGGUUUUGCGGUGGGCAGCAAUGAUAUUAAACAACACGAGGGCGGCAGCGGCCUGAUAGACGAGGAGUUCACGGUGGCGCGUCUCUACAUCAGCAAGCUGAAGUCGGAGGUGAAGACGAUGGUGAAGCGCUGCAAGCAGCUGGAGAGCAUCCAGUCAGAAAGCAACAAGAAGAUGGACGAGAACGAGAAAGAGCUGGCUGCCUGCCAGCUGCGCAUCUCGCAGCACGAGGCUAAGAUCAAGUCCCUGACGGAGUACCUUCAGAACGUGGAGCAGAAGAAGAGGCAGCUGGAGGAGAACGUGGACUCGCUCAAUGAGGAGCUGGUGAAGCUCAGUGCUCAGGAGAAAGUUCAUGCCAUGGAGAAAGAAAACGAGAUCCAAACUGCCAACGAAGUCAAGGAGGCGGUGGAGAAGCAGAUCCACUCCCACCGCGAGGCUCACCAGAAGCAGAUCAGCAGCCUGAGAGACGAGUUGGACAAUAAGGAGAAACUCAUCACGGAGCUGCAGGAUUUGAACCAGAAGAUCAUGCUAGAGCAGGAGAGGCUCAGAGUGGAGCACGAGAAGCUGCGAUCCACCGACCAGGAGAAGAGCCGCAAGCUGCAUGAGCUCACGGUGAUGCAGGACAGGAGGGAGCAGGCCAGACAGGACCUGAAGGGGCUGGAAGAGACAGUGGCCAAGGAGCUCCAGACUCUACACAACCUGAGGAAACUCUUUGUUCAGGACCUGGCCACCAGAGUGAAAAAGAGUGCUGAAAUGGAUUCAGACGACACAGGAGGCAGCGCCGCGCAGAAACAGAAAAUCUCCUUUCUUGAGAACAAUCUUGAGCAACUCACCAAGGUUCACAAACAGCUGGUUCGUGACAAUGCAGACCUUCGCUGUGAGCUUCCUAAACUGGAGAAGCGCCUUCGUGCUACGGCUGAGCGGGUCAAGGCGCUGGAAUCUGCACUGAAGGAAGCAAAGGAGAACGCCGCCCGCGACCGCAAGCGCUACCAGCAGGAGGUGGACCGCAUCAAAGAGGCCGUCAGGGCCAAGAACAUGGCCAGGAGGGGCCACUCGGCUCAGAUCGCCAAACCCAUCCGACCCGGACAGCAGCCCGUGGCGUCUCCCACCCACCCCAACGUCAACCGCAGCGGAGGGGGUUUCUACCAGAACAGCCAGACGGUGUCUAUCAGGGGAGGGGGCAGCAAGCCUGACAAGAACUGAAGAGCAGCGGCCAGACGAAUGACACCACAGAAGAAGCCGACRUCGCCCACCCAGACCACCUGUCAUUCCAUUACAGCAGCCAGGCUCCUCACCGCCGCCGCUGCCGCCGCCGCUCCGGAGCCAUGAAGGAGUUUCUGAAUAUAAAUAUAUAUGUGUAACUAUUCCCAGCCUGUACAGCUCCUACACCUCCACCCGCCCCGCCCCUCUUCUCAAUUAUCUCUUUAUCUACGGGAUAGAAUAAAUAAUCAAAAGAGCAGUUUUUAAUUCACAUUUAAAAAGGAAAAAAAAAACAGAAAAACUCUUAUUCACAGAACCAAACGCAGUCGCCUUUAGCGCUAUUCGAAUGUCCAGCUUCGGUUCGUUUUUUUUUUUUUUUUUUGCACAGUCUGUUGUCAUCUGUCGUCUUUGUGCGAGUAGCUCUUCACUGUGCCAAGCUGAAUGUAACGACAGCAAGAUCAGAAGAAACAAAUAUAUAAAUAAAUAUAUAUAUAAAUGAAAAUAAAGACCAAAAAACAAAACAAAACAAGAGAAGACACAAAAACUAGCUCGACACUAUAGGCUAACUUCUGUACAUUUCAUUAUUAUUAUUGGUUGUUAACCACGUUUUUCUCUGAAUAGGUUUUACAUGCUUCUUAAAGAAAAAAAACACAAAAAAAAGAAAAAAUCUGUAAGGUUUUGAAUUAAGUAGAAGGUGUCGAGCACUACUGUUCUGUCCAGUCUUGUUGUACAGAUGUAAGAUUGGCACAACUGCACACGGUUCUCCGAUAAGAGGAAAAAAAAAUAAUGCAGGAAAGGGCCUGAAGAGAAGGAUACAAAUAAAAGUAAAUAAAUAAAAUACUGUGUACUGUAGAUGUAUUUAACUAAAAACCUGUGGAGGUUUUUAUCUUUAAAGGUACUCACUGCAACGUUGUGAAAAUCAAAACACAAAAAUCUUUUUUUUCUCUCAAACAGCCACAGUGACUGACAACAGAUCAAACCUAACAGACGUUAUUAUUUUAUUAUUUUAUUGUUUUUAAUCUACACAGCCAGACUUAAGGUUUCACCAGGUUUGGCUUUGUUUACGUUGAGCGCAGACCCGCGUUUCAGAGUUUCAUUUUGAAAUGUCAAAUUUCACGUUUUGCAUUGAGUACCUUUUUUGAGUUGAAAGUCGUCGUCGGGAGCAGGAAGUGAAGAAUGUAGGAAGGAUGAAGAGGAGCGAUGAGAGCGAUCCGGCUAACGCGACAAACUUCCUUUUUUUUUAGCUCGCGGCUACGUUGCUAAAUGUUUUUACUUCUCUACGUGGUUUAAGAAUAAUGCUGUGUUUAAUAGAUGCUAUUUAUAUCUCUCUGCACAUGGCGAGCAACGCGGUCUGCAGGCGUUACGGCUGUCCUGUCCGGUCCUAGUCGAGCCGGGCUCCUGUCGCUCAUUUCACCCCGCAGAUCCAGAACCUGACCCGCCGGGUACCGUUUGAUCCCCUCCACGUCACCGUUUCUGCUCAAGGGUGCCUCGUUUCUUCUCGACUCCCUCCCCUCCCCUCUCUGUUCUUGUUGUUUGUUUUUUUUUUUCUGGGUUUUCUUUUGUAGAUGUUCUGUUUUCGGCUCUAUGGGUGGGGGUGUCGGACCCUYUUCUGCUUCUGAUCGACCAAUCAGAGAGAGCAGGGUCUAAAAUUGCACAUUAAUGUUCUGUUCUCAUGUGGAUGAAGGGUUUUAUCCACCUGAAUCUAACCAGGGGAUGUAAGAUUUAUUGUUCUGUUUAUUUUAUUUUAUUUUAUCUUUUGUUUUCCCCUCAACACAUCCAAGCCCCAGUUUAUGUGUGAGGGAGUGACCCCAGCAUGGAAACACUAACAUCGUGUGUAAAAGUGCAAUAUAUUGUAAAAUACACUGAAGACAAGUCACAUCUGCCACACCUCUCCUCUCCUCUCUGAGCUUUUUGUGUUUUUUUUAUUUCAUUAUUUUUUCUUAUUGAAGGCAUCUUUCUGAAAAGCAGAAACUACAUGUUCUCCCCCUCCUUCAUUUUGUUCAGUAGAAGCAGAAAAACAGGAUUAAAGGAGCCUCUAUCACACAAUGCAGUAUUUAGCUAACAGGACGGUCCAUUUCAAAAGCACUUCUUCUUCACGAUAUCUGCACUGUGGAAUAAAAAACACUCCAUACGUGGUUCUAGUUGAGGCCCUUUGGACAGAGCUCCCCCUGUGUCUCCGACAGGACAGCGUGUUUCUCUUUGUGUCAUUAUUUAAGACGUGAACCUCAAACAUUUAACCUUUGACCUUCCACCAAAAACUGGAUAUGAGAUGGAGGUAAAUUAAAAAAAAAAUAGUAAAUGGAUACUUAUGGUGUUUGCCUAAAUUAAAAACACAAAUUGUAGCCUUUUUUGUUUUUGUUUUUUAUUACUGUGUAAUAGUUGGUCAGUUUUUAAUGGACAGUUUUUGUGUGUUGUGGUGGGAGGGAGGGGGGAGGGGGUCCGUCAUUGGAAACGGUACUGGAUCAUUCCUGGAGAACUGGGGCACAAAGAGGGCUCUGAUGUGGACGGGAGAUUAAUGAGAUCACGGUUUUGGACUGACUGCAUGAUGUAAAUGUAUGUGUGAUUAAAUAAUUAUGAGAAACGUC